AUGCCUGAUCCCAGAUCACCUAACUUUGAAGAAGAAUUUCGUUUAGACUUACUUACGAUUUGUAAGCGUAUUCUUUUUCAUCAUUGUACUCGCACUUGCAAAAAAUAUAAUCAUGGUUUACAUAAGCUUUGUCGAUUUGACUUUCCAAGAGAACUUGUAGAUCCACCUGGAAUAAUCUUUCCUGAACAAGGCAUAAUCGCUAUUCAACGUACAAGUGCUUUUAUUAACAAUCAUAACCCUUAUAUAACAGCUGCAU
This is a messenger RNA of Ambispora leptoticha, 256 nucleotides long. Lineage: Eukaryota; Fungi; Glomeromycota; Glomeromycetes; Archaeosporales; Ambisporaceae. The record is from the annotation of a GenBank genome assembly.